Molecule: messenger RNA, 666 nt
Organism: Closterium sp. Yama58-4
Lineage: Eukaryota; Viridiplantae; Streptophyta; Zygnematophyceae; Desmidiales; Closteriaceae
Source: the annotation of a GenBank genome assembly
AUGUCAGACGAUUGGGAUGCUGACGACUUCGAGCCGCCGCCAGUGGUGGUGGCGAAAGAGCCGGUAAAGUCUUCAUGGGAGGACGAGGAAGAGGAGGAGGAAGCACCGGCCCCUACCACCACCGCCUCAGCGAAGCCCAAGGGAGAGAAGAAGAAGAAGAAAGCGGAGGACAAGGGGAAGGGCAAAGAGAAGGAGGAGGAGGAGGUGGUGGACGAUGGAGUGCUUGCAGAUCCUGUAGCGGAGAAGCUAAGACAACAACGGCUUGUGGAGGAGAGCGAUUUCAAAGCAACAAAGGAGCUGUUUGGUGGGAAGAAGAAGGAGGGGGAGCGGUCACUGGACGACUUUCUACCCAAAAGCGAGGCAGACUUUAACGAGUUUGCAGACCUGAUUGCCGCCAGAAUCACUCCCCACUCGAAGAGCUUUCACUACGUGUCUCUAAUCAAGAACAUUCUCAGAAAGGUGGAGGCGCCGUUGGUGGGGAAGGACGCCAAGGAGAUCAGCGCUGCUGCUGCUGUGAUCGCGAAUGAGAAGCUCAAGGCGGAGAAGGAGGCAGAGAAGGGCAAGAAGAAGGGCGCCAAGAAGCAACAGUUGACAGUGGAUCGGCCAGAAGACGAUGACUAUAAGGGGUCUUAUGCUGGGCCUGAUGAUGAUUAUGACUUCAUGUGA